Molecule: messenger RNA, 11321 nt
Organism: Cherax quadricarinatus
Lineage: Eukaryota; Metazoa; Arthropoda; Malacostraca; Decapoda; Parastacidae
Source: RefSeq, a predicted model, not a curated record
UUCCCUCAAGGCUUCGCGACGACGGGUCGUCCGCGGAAGUCGUCACACAACCCGGCGGGAGUGAGACGAAGUCGCUCCUUCCAGGUGGGUUCCCCGCGCAUGGACGACGAGUACCCGGCGUCCCUCUCCAGGGAGUCCCUGUCUGGGCAGGUGGCCCGCUACGUCAAGGAGCUCGAGCGGGGCAUCCAGAUGACGGUGGAGAACAUGAUGCCCAAGAAGCACUCGCUAGCCCUGGGAGAACACCCAAGAGCGCCUCCUAGUCUCUCUAAAGACUCUAACGCUGCCCGAAGUCUGAGCCUCGGCCGCCACCACAAGGAAAAGAGCUCGACCAGCUCCCCCAGCGACACUAGCGAUGCCAGCGUCGGCAAGACAGAACUUGAUGAUCACUCCUCGUGCCGUCACUCAAACCACUCCUCCCACAAACACUCAGACCACUCCUCCCACAAACACUCAGACCACUCCUCCCACAGACACUCGGACACUGCCUCUGACAUCGUCCUCGACGCAGAGAAGAUAAUACCGGAGAGCGAUGACUACAAACUGGUGUUUAUUAGCUCUGAUUCCUCCAAAGACUCCGAGCUCAACUCUUCAAUAGAUUCUGACAACUCAGGGUCUCCCUCCAGGAACGUGUCGAGUGCGAGCGCCGUCAAUGACUCGGACAACUCAGGCUUCAUCGACGAGAGCGACUGGGAUUAUUUCGAAUCAGAGUCUCAGGCUGGAAAACAUCGCAAGAUGGCGGUGGCUGCGCCCCGCACUCCCGCCCCUGCCCGCGUCGAUGCCUGUGUUAUGACAGACGGGGAGUACCUGAGCGGCGGAGCUUCUGAAGGUGAGGACAGCGAGACGGAGCUCUCACUGGUCCAUGAACCGUCCUUAAGAGUGCCGUUGUCUGCCACCACACCCGGCCAUCUCCGACACAAGGACACCAGCAAGGACACAGAGAAAGAUGUGAGCGUGCAAGAUGACCUCAGCUCGCCCCCACCACCCGUCUCCACUCAGCCUCUUCUCACGCCCCUGGCGGCUAUGGACACCAAGGAACUGCACGCAAUGUUACGCCAGACGGAAGUAGUACAGGCGGAGGCACAGGCACUGCAGGCAGCUCUGAUGGGUGCCUUCACUCCGUCUGAGUCCAGCCUGGGUGGCACCUCCAGCGGGCGGUGGUUCAAGCGUAGUGACUCCGCCCGCAGCUCCGCGGAGAGGUCAAUGGGUGAGUUAUCUUGCCAUGACCAGGUGCGCUCUGCCGGCAGCCCGCAUGACUCCCCGGCACUCAGGGAGUACCGCAAGAGAGUCCUCACAGAGAUCCAGAAUUACUACGGCGUCAAGCAGGGACCACAGGCAGCUGGGCACAGUCGUCAUGACACCUACAGGCAUCUCAGGCAACAUCGCCCGCGCUCGGCAACCCUUGAACCGUUAUCUAGCGUAUCAUAUCAGCGGAGAGAUAAGACAAGCAAGCAGGCCGUAGCUGGUGCACCUGGCAGCAGUGUCAGGCAGGUGCCAGCGGCGGCAGCCAGUGCCCGCAAGUCUAGUCGAGACAUGUGUAUACAGACUGAACCUGGCCCCGGGGUGUGUAGCUCCAGGUGUGACGAGGAACUUACACCUGAACCCCAGGUGUGUCCCCCAGUUCCUCCCAGGCUAACACAGAGUCCCCAGCCCCAGGUGUGUCCCCCAGCUCCUCCCAGGCUAACACAGGGCUCAGUACCCCCACCUCCUCCUCGGCCUGUGCGGUGCCCCGAGCCCCUGGUGUGUCCCACAGAUCCUCCUAGACCGAUGCGGGGUCCCGAGCCCCAGGCGUGUCCCCUAGCUCCUCCUCGGCCGGUGCGGGGUCCCCACCACACGCUGCAGGCCGCCGCCGCCGCCAGUCUGUCUUCCCUGGCGCAGGGAAGACAGUCAAGGACGCAAGGAUACCCGGCGUCUUGCGGCAGUGGUGGAGGUGACUCUGGUGUUGGAGGUGGUGUUGGAGGUGGGGGCCGGGAGCGAGCGGGAGGAGGGAACACCUCCCACCUGCCUCUCCUCCCCUCCUUCCACUUGCACCUCACGCUGAGCCGAGAGACGUCAGUCGCACUCCCGUCAAACUCUGAGACGGAGGACAGUCUUGGAGACUACAAUUCGUGCGUCGAUAGUGAUUUACGGGGGUCGUCCUCGAGUGAUUUCCAGUACUUAGGCGACCGAAGUGAGCGAGUGAAAAGUGUAGUGAGUGAAGGGAAGUCGUUAAAGCUCAGUGGAGUUGGUAGUGAAACUCAGGUAGGUGUAGAGGGCAGCACAGAGCAUGGCGGCUGUGGUGGGGUGGUGGAGGGGGUAUCAUGCUCCCCCAGUAUAGCAGUGAGCAACACCUCACACACACCCGCCAGCUGCACCGCACGCCCGCCGCCGCCGCCGCCGCCGCCGCCGCCCAUCACCACCACCACCAUGAGCGUCGCACGCCCACGCCGCAGUGCCGGGCGGUGGGCGCAACACCAUCAAGACUCUGAGGGUGAUCUCGAUGCCUUGGAGAGAGUUAUCCAGGUAGAGGAACUCUCCCAAGACUCCUCUACUCCCACCCCCCAGCCUCUCCUCCACCAGCCUGGCGAGGACCUCCACCCGCACUCCAGCACUACCAGCGAGGCCGAGGACACGGACGAGGACGUGCACGUGUCUCGCACUUACACCAUUGCUGUUGACGGAGUAGACAGCGAGACCGAGAACGACGCUGUCUGCAACGUCCUGGACACUGAAGACCAGGACGAUGAUCACACUUCCUCCUCGUCUUCCAACGACAGCGACACCGACGAGGACAAACACGUCAGUAAGACGUACAGCCUCGCCAGAUCGUCCUCCACUGACUCUGACUUCGAAGAGAAGUCCGACGCUGACGUCCCCGAGGACACUGCCGUCCUGUCUGCUGCUGUGUGUCUCGGCGAGGUCGAGGGCGAGGAGUGGGUGGUAGAGGCAGUGAACGCUGCCCUCACCCUAGGCGCAGUGCAGGAAGAGACAGUGGAAACUGUAAAUAAAGAACUGUGUCGUCUCCUCCUGGACGAUGCUGCCACUCAACACAACGACAACCAGUCUCCAUUCUGUAGAGACAAUCAGCAGCUGGACAGUAGGAGUGGACAGUUGGUGGACCAUGUGGACAGUGCCAGUGGUCAGGAAACGAGGGAAGAAGACUGUGUCACUAACGUUAGGUACGUCAAUGAAGAGCUUGUGGGCGACGUGGGUGUGAGCGCGGAGCUCACCACAGUGUAUGAGGACGGUAGUAGUGAAGCCCUAGAUAAACCCUCACUGUGUGAGGAUGGUGAAACCCUCACACUUUCACCGUGUGAGGGCGGUGAAGCCCUCACACUUUCACCGUGUGAGGGCGGUGAAGCCCUCACACUUUCACCGUGUGAAGGUGGAGGUAAUGAAACCCUCGAUAAACCACCGUGUGAGGGCGAUGAGAGUGCAACCCUCACAUUACCACAGUGCAAGGAAAGUGAAACCCUCACACUCCCACAGUGUGAGGAAAGUGAAGCCCUCACAUUACCACAGUGUGAGGAAAAUGAAGCCAUCACACUGCCACAGUGUGAGGAAAGUGAAACCCUGACACUGCCAUGGUGCAAGGAAAGUGAAACCCUGACACUGCCACAGUGCAAGGAAAGUGAAUCCCUCACACUGCCACAGUAUGAGGACGGUGCAAGUGCAUUUACGGUGAAAGAAAGUGUUGUAGUUUGUGCUAGAGAGAAUGAGGAGAAAGUUAGUGAGGAAAGUACUAGUGAGAAAGAUAAUGUCAUACAAGUUUCUCACACAGAGAAAACUAAUGAAAUCAGCAGUGUGGUGAGAGAGGAGAGUGUUGCCAGUGACGAGUGUGUUAGUGAGAGUGGGCAAUGUGAGAGUGACACUGAGGGGGUGUGUGGAGUGGGCAGGCUACUGCCCACUCACGCCCCAGUUGACUCUGAAAUUAUUCUCGCCUCUGAGGCCACAGCAGAAGUCACAGCUACUUCUGAGAUGGCAGAAGAGGUCACAGCUUCGUCUGAGGUGACAGAAGAGGUCACAGCUUCGUCUGAGGUGACAGAAGAGGUCACAGCUACGUCUGAGGUGGCAGAAGAGGUCACAGCUACGUCUGAGGUGGCAGAAGAGGUCACAGCUUCGUCUGAGGUGCCAGAAGAGGUCACAGCUACGUCUGAGGUGCCAGAGGAGGUCACAGCUACGUCUGAGAUGACAGAAGAGGUCACAGCUAUUUCUGAGGUGGCAGAAGAGGUCACAGUUGUGUCUGAAGUGGCAGAAGUCACAACUACUUCUGAGGUGGUAGAAGAGGUCACAACUACUCAGGUGGAAGAAGUCACGGCUACGUCUGAGGUGGCAGAAAAGGUCACAACUACGUCUGAGGUGGCAGAUGAGGUCACAACUACGUCUGAGGUGACUGAUGCUGGAGCAGUCACCUCGGAGUCAACGGAGGAAGCAGAAAUAACUUCUCUUUCCCAGGUCACUUCUGCCUUAGGAGAGGCCACUGCAGCACAAGACACCUCAGCCUCACCAGAGGCAGACAUCACUGAGGAACUGUCUAAGGUAGCAGCUACAGUUCACUUUGAGGAAGAGAAACCCACCUGCCCCACUGAGGACCUUGUGGCACCCCAGGAUGAUGUGGCCCUGGAAACGUCCUUGGAUGACGUGGAGGCUACCUCAGGGAAGGCUAUACAGCCGCAGGAGUCUGCCUCAGACGACGAAGUCAACAUCACGUGUAUACCUGACGAAGAUACUGUUGUUCAGGUAGGUGAGGGCGCCCCGCUGCCUGUCCAGGCCAGCCUGCCCGGGCACGCAGUUAAGAGUGAAGAACCAUUGUCAGAAGAAAGUGAAGGGGCCGAGCAUGGUGCUGAAAGUAAGGCGGUAGCAGCUGGUGAGAGCGACGCACACGCUGAUACUUGUGUCGACGCCGGAAGUGAACAAGUGGAACACAGCACCGCUGUUACUCCCAGUGGCGGCCUCACAUCAGUAAUACACGACGCGCCUGCGGGCCACCACGUGUCAGCAUUGGCUCCCCACACUGGCACCGAAGUCAGCAGUGCACCCGCGGACACGGUACUGUCAGGAGAGAACCACCUCUCUCCCAACUUGGAUAUAUUACAGUGUGAUACUACGAAAGUGAAGGAUGUUAGUGAGUCGAGUGAAUCUGGUCACUCUAGUGCUGGUGAAAGUGAGGUGGAGGGGGACGACCCCAGUAAUAUAGUUAAGAUCAAUGUGAGGGAGGAAGAUAACAGUCGUCUCGAGGACGACGGUGUCAGCAUUCCCGUCAGCAGUGAGAACCUGCCACAGCAAGUGAGAAGGUUUGCAGUUCGGCGUGUUCGUUCCCCGGAGGUAGUGGCUCGCCACACCCCUCCAGUGCCAUCCAGGCACACUAAGCGCUCCUCCUCCUCUGAUGGCGUCUCCUCUUCCUCCGAUAUUGAACGUUCUGACGCCGAUGCCAGCGACUCUGCAGAUACUGUGAUAGAAGGAGGCAAGCUGCACGCUGAGCUGCGCUGGUUCGCACUCCAGCAACGUCGCCACGACCACGACGACAAGAGUCGUGACUCGGACGGCCCCUCCUCGGCGGAUUCGGUCCUUCAUGGUGCCGAUAGCGAGUCACAAUGCUCCGACAACAGUGAGGAAGGAAACCUGGUGUCCAUCGUGUCUGUCGGUGAUGACGACGACCACAGCACACGCCUGUCAUCACAAGGCAGGAUAUACAUCAGGUCUGACUCCACAGACUCGGAUGUACAGAUCAAGCCAACGUGCAUUGUUGUGACGGGGUCGUCAGGAGCAGAAUCUGGGGAGGACGCAGAUGGUGAUACAGACGGGAUCAAUGUCGAGCGUAACAUCAGGAAUGAAGGUAACGACGUGACAAUACUAGAAGUGACAAGUGACGGGCGACGUGGUCACGUCAUGUCGGUACACGUCACGAGUCCAGACUCUUCGCGCAGCGCCUCACCUGCCAGGAGAAGUCAGGUGAGUGAGCUGCAGUCUAUGAUUCUGACAACUCGCGAGCGUCAGCAACAGUUCCGACGAUCUCCGACUGAGAUGAAGGAGUCAACGUCGAGUUUGGCCAACUACUUCACUCUCACAUUAGGCACCGACUCACCUCACGCUCCUCGAAGACUCAACAAAACCCCAGAAAUUCGACGUCGUAAGAUUGACCGCCCUGAGAGUGUUGAAUCUCCGGUCCCCACCGGUGUUGCCAGCCCAUCGCAGACUCCCGACCACUCCGAGGGUGACCUAUUGGCCUAUGAGGAGCAUCGCGGCAUCGAUAUCGAGGACGGAUACAAUAAUUCACAAGAGUUUGACUCAUGGGGCGAUGGGGAGAGAACUGUCAUCUUCCCUGAUGAGUUUGAGGAAGACGUCUCCUUUGAUGAGGUGAAUCAGGAAUUCACAGAAGGGGACGAGUUUGAUGGUGAUGACAUGUUCGUUCAGCAGGAAGUUGAAGAACGAUUUGAUUCCAUCGAGGAUGGGGAAUCUAUUAACAGUGAGUCGAACUAUAGCGAAUCUUCUGGUGAUGAAAACUGUGACCGAGAAGUCGAACUUCGGGGAUACUGUAAUCGAGCUAUUGACUUCACUCUCCAUACCAUCAUUGAGGAGAGCUGUGAGGAGAGUGACUACGAGAGGAAGUCGAAGGAAGAAGAAGAGGCCAAGGCAGAUCCCUCAGAGCUGGAGAAGUAUUUUUACUUUGGCCUGGGAAAUGGCCCUGCAGAUCCUAAGAGGUAUGCUAAUGAAGAGAGUGAGUACAGUGACACUUUCUCUGAGACCUCAAGUUCAAUCUUCAGUGAAGGAUUAGAUAUUGACUCUAAAUAUGAAGAAGACAUCGAUCCUGCCGAGUUGGCAUCUUCCAGACUGGAGAAAUACUUUCUGACAGGAUUCCUGGGUUUUGAGCGCCAGCCCUCAAUCAGGUCCGUGGGGGAGGACUCUGAACUCCACACUGACGAGAGUGGCUCAGUCGGCAGUGACUCAGAAGGGUCGCCCAGUCCAGAACAACCUAGGAAGAAACUAGUGAGGCGGCCUCGGGGUUUUCGUCCAGGCGUCGUGAAUAGGUCUUUAGUAACGGGUGAUCGUUGGGAUGGUACCCCAAGUGAUGGGUCGCAUCACUCAGAGGGUGACGAGGUGGACAGGACUCUUGUGAGUGGAGAAGACGAGGGAUCCACUGAGUCAGAAGAGACAGCAUUUGACAAGGGCGAUGGACAGUUCGAUACCAUAAAACGGAGGAAAAAGAAAAAGGGCUCAGGAGAUUAUUCUGAUAAAAAAUCUGAUAGUGACAAAAGUGAACUUAGAGCUUUAGAGCAGCACGAAAUUGAACACCGAGAAGAAAUUUUCGAGUUAAAAAACUCAGAAGCGCUGAAAUCACUGGUGCACGAAGGAGAAAAAGUUACAAAACGUGUGACAAUUGAUUGUGAUAAAGAAAUCAGGGAGAAGAGUGACGAUAAAAUGGAAAAGGAGGGUGACCUCUCUGACAGGAAAUAUCAAAGCCGAGAUAGUGGUUUCAUUGGAAGCUCUGACGAUCUGCUGAAGGACAAACCUGAGGACACUUCCAAGGAGCACAAAAAUCGUUUGUCCUCUGAAUCUAGCGUGGAGGAUGGCGAGAGUUCAUGCAAGAGGAACGACCCAUCACAAGAUGUAUCACACAAGAGCAAAGAGAGCAAGAGUGACAGUUUUGACAACGACAGCAACAACAACAAAUCUGAGACUGAAGAACGAAGCAGUGGGGAUGGCAAGGUGUCGAGGUCGAGCACUGGCUCCUCUGUUGACCUUCCACCCUUCUCUCCAGAUAAGGCCAGGAACAAGAUAUGUCGCAAAGAUUCUUUCAACAAUUGGAGCUCGGACGAGGAAACCAAUAUGAUGAUGAACAAGAUGCGAGCCUUCUUCAAGACCAUGAUCUCAAAUUCUCGCGAGGCUCCCAAGGGGCAGCGAGUUAAGCCUCCUCAGCUGCUGGCAUUUGAGGCUAAACUGACUAACCUGAUGAAGACUGUACCUGGCAUCAAUGACGAACAGGUGAAGGAAAUUGUAGAGUACCUCAGCUCUGAGGACACUUGGAGUGACUCAUACGACUCCUCCGACUACACCAGCAGCGACCUGGAAGGCGCCUAUGCUCUCCUAGAUCAAGCCGAUCCAGAGAUGAGGAGUGACUUACAAGAACAGAUAUCUGCUUCUUGUCAACAAAUAAUUCAAAAAUUCGAUCAAAGUCGUGAACCUAGUGACACUGACAGCGCUCACUCGCUCUUCGGUGGACGAGCGUGUUCUGAGAGCUCCGAAGAUGCAUCCCCGUCUAGCAAGGACACAGUUUUUGUGUACCAGCGACUUAUGUCUUCCAUAUCCCGUCUGAAGCCAGACAGCGACAGGGGCAGCAUUGGAUCUGGGUCCCAGGGAGCCUCUCCACCUCUGCUAGCCAAGGUGAUGCAUCACAUCGGUAACCGCCUGGUGGCCCUCAUGCACGAGGUGUCCGGCGGUAGCGAGAACGGCGAUGACGACUCCCUCAGUGGCGGCCACCCUGUUACUUCCAGCCCCAAAGUGCCACUCUUCAUUCACAGAAAGCAUAAAUCUGCUGACUCUAUAUCCAUCGAUUCCUCAGUUGACAAAAGCUCCUUAACCAGUACAAGUUUUGAGUCAGAGGAUAGUCCCACCGACACUGAGCAGUCCCCUGAAUCUGACCCAGGCACUCCGAAGGCCAAAAAGCGGCACGGGCCGCUCUCUAUCAUCAGUGAGAGAUCCUCGGCUGAAGAUUUCACGUCACUGGAGAGUCAGCGUACUGUGUUUGCCUCACAUGACUCCCCACGGCACCAGAUCCGCCUUGAUGCUGCACGUCCUCACCAGAAUACUGUGUGUGAGCGCAGCCUCGAGGAACGCGGAGUUACCAACAUCCAGUACUUCGUUACAGAAGGCACCAACAAUGAGGUGGAGGUCUGGCAAAGUGUAACAAUUGACGAAGACAAAUUCGACGCUCGUGAGCUUCACGGAGUGCCGCGGGCGCGCCGUAGUGCUAGACGACAGGAGGCCCGGAAAGCCAAGAGUCACAUGAGUCUGGAGAAGAUACACCAAGAAGAGGUUAAAACAACAACAGGCGAGAGGUCUGAGUCCCUUGGUGAUCUACUGGACCGCGUGCGUUCUUCAGAAUUUUCCAGCAGCUAUGAGCAGUUGGAUUCAGACUCCACAUUAAAGGCAUCAGACUCAUUGGACCGACAUAUUGGGAGUAGUUCCUCAAACAUCCGUCUGAAUGCUUCCAGCCGCGGGUCUCUCACGACCAGCAGCCGGGGCAGCCUUGCGGCGUCUAGUCGAGGCUCCUUAAACGCCGGUUCCCGAGGCUCCCUCCAGGGCUCUUCCGGUCCUGAGGAGGAGGAGGAAAAGAAACCUAAAAAGUUGAACUUCUUCCGGUAUGCGAGACGGUCGUCUAUGCCGGACACCAGCAAGGACCGCAUGUCACCUGAAGUUCGCUCCACAACUCUACCUCGAUCCAACCCUACUCAGGUGGCCUCUACGGCCUCCUUACCAAGAUCUCAGUUCGCCCUCCUCAACAAGACCACUCCGUCCGUCACCUCCUCCACACACGUGCCUUUCUCCCCUGGCUCCACUUUGGACAGAGUGGCAGGGUCGUCUGUGACAGGGCCUCGUUCUGCCCGCUACCACGCCCCUGGCUACCGCCCACCUCCCAUAACCACUCCUAAACGCACUGUCUCCAUCCCCGGCCUCGCUUCCCUUCGAAAGGAAGCAGCGAGCACCUGGUCACCUCAAGAUGAGUCUGGCGUGGGCAUGGACGAUGGCGUGGGUCGCAAGAGUGGGUCGCCCUCGCCCCUGGCGGGAUCCAUGGGCAGGACCUCCGGUAGGGACUCCAUCGCCUCCCACCACACCUCCUCCUCCACCGACAACUCCUGCCUCACCCAUCCUGACGACGAUAUAGAGCGUCUCCUGCAGCUCAGUGAGAAGAAGACCAACUGCCUCACCCCGCUUGGACUGGCCUCCCACCACGGACCGUCACACUUGAAGCUUCUCUCCCGACCACGCCUCUUACCACGCCCGCAUUCCUUUUAUCCGUCCACGCCCCCAGCCUGUCCACACCUUCACCCGCCCACAUCCUCUGCCCCACCCACACCCUCAUCUCGCCCACAUCUCCCGCCCACACCCUCUGCCCCACCCACACCCUCACCUCACCCACACCUUCUCCCGCCCACGCCCUCUGCCACGCCCACACCCUCAUCUCACCCACACCUUCACCCGCCCACAUCCUCUGCCCCACCCACACCCUCAUCUCACCCACACCUUCUCCCGCCCACAUCCUCUGCCCCACCCACACCCUCAUCUCGCCCACACCUUCUCUCGCCCACGCAGUCUGCCACACCCACACCCUCAUCUCGCCCACACCUCCCGCCCACGCAGUCUGCCACACCCACACCCUCAUCUCACCCACACCUCCCGCCCACAUCCUCUGCCCCACCCACACCCUCAUCUCGUCCACACCUCCCGCCCAUAUCCUCUGCCCCACCCACACCCUCAUCUCGUCCACACCUCCCGCCCACAUCCUCUGCCCCACCCACACCCUCAUCUCGUCCACACCUCCCGCCCACAUCCUCUGCCCCACCCACACCCUCAUCUCGUCCACACCUCCCGCCCACAUCCUCUGCCCCACCCACACCCUCAUCUCGUCCACACCUCCCGCCCACAUCCUCUGCCCCACUCACACCCUCAUCUCGUCCACACCUCCCGCCCACAUCCUCUGCCCCACCCACCCCCUCAUCUCGUCCACACCUCCCGCCCACAUCCUCUGCCCCACCAACACCCUCAUCUCGUCCACACCUCCCGCCCACAUCCUCUACCCCACCCACACCCUCAUCUAGUCCACACCUCCCGCCCACGUCCUCUGCCCCACCCACAACCUCAUCUCGUCCACACCUCCCGCCCACAUCCUCUGCCCCACCCACAACCUCAUCUCGUCCACACCUCCCGCCCACAUCCUCUGCCCCACCCUCAACCUCAUCUCGUCCACACCUCCCGCCCACAUCCUCUGCCCCACGCACACCCUCAUCCCGCCCACACCUCCCGCCCACAUCCUCUGCCCCACCCACACCCUCAUCCCGCCCACAACUUCCUCAACUCACGGGCUGAUAGUUUUCUUAGCAUAAUAAUUUACUUAUGGACAUAACUGGCUAAGGUAACUCUCAUGUCGAUGUUUUGAAUAUAACUCUCUUGUUGAUGUUUCGACCGCUUGAUUAGUUUACUGAUUAUUUUGUUCACCUCACCUACUGACACUUCUUCUUGCUGUUGCUGUUACCGUUGUUGCUGUUGAUACACUGUUCACCGGCGCCGUUGCCGACCCUGGGUCUGACAUGUCGCGCUGCUGCUGACGACAGUAGUGACGGCAGGUU